Closterium sp. Naga37s-1 is the source of this 2025-nucleotide messenger RNA. NCBI's taxonomy places the organism in Eukaryota, Viridiplantae, Streptophyta, Zygnematophyceae, Desmidiales, Closteriaceae. The record is from the annotation of a GenBank genome assembly.
AUGUCCAAUCGGGACACCUUCGAGGCGCGUAGAAGACAUGCGCCUGAUUCUAUCGUCCCGUCCCUCCGCUCUCCGUGGCUCGCAUUAUUUGCGUUGCUGCUGGUGCUGUCGCUGAAACUAUCGCUGGGCGAUGACGUGUCGAACUGUGAUUCGCUGGUCAGUGGUUACGAUCCAUCCAUCGUUCGCUCUUCUCGCAUUUCUUCGUCUCCUUCUCUUUCCUUUCGCCAUUUCUGCUUCCCUGCUCUCACCCCUCUUUCCCUCUGCUUGCCCCCUUUUCCCUUCUCUCGCCCCGGGUUCCCUUCGCCAUAUGCCUUUCCGCCUUUCGGUUCCUUCCUCCCCUCCUCGCGCCUCGCCCCCUCCUCUCACCUCCGCUUCGGGUUCCCCGAAGCCCUCUGUGGCGACUGGUGGAAGGAGUACGUGAAACUGCAUGCACGCAUGAGGGAGGCGAGCAGACUACAGCACGCACAGGCGCAGGCACAGGCGCAGGCACAGGCACAAGCCCAAGCCCAACCGCAAGCCCAGGCUCAAGGGCAAGCCCAGGCCCAGGCAGGUGUGGCAGUUGCUGCUGCUGCCGAUGCCACUGCGCCUGCUGCUGCUGCUGCUGCUGCUGCGUCAGCUCCUCCCCUCUCGCCACCACCCCUCCCCUCCUCCUCCCCCUCCCCUCCCCCUCUCCGCUUCCUCACAUACGAGGUCCUCUUCGGGUGUGGGGGGCUGGGGGACGCUCUGAUUGGCCUAGCCGCCGCGUUCACUGUAGCACUUUUGGACGGACGUGCCCUGAUUCUCAACCACCCGUGCCUGCCGCAAGCCUUUGACCCCGCCCUCGUUGACUGGCGGUUGACCGACGAUGUCCCCAUGGAACCUUCCAGGAAAUACACGUAUGUUCCGCCUCCUGACGUCGGCCCUACGGCUAACUCACCUCCUGCUGCUGCUGAUUCAACAGCUGCUGGUGCUGCUACAGGCAGUGAGGCAGGAGGGGAGCCGGCAGAAGCAGCAGUGCAGGCAGGGGAGGUGAUUCGGGUGAACCUGAAGAACCGUGAUGUGGACUUGCAGCCGCUCUUCUCCCGCCUCGCCCCCGCCGCCAACAUCCUGCUGCGCUGGAACCGCGGCGUGCUCACAAGGCUCUUCCUGGAGGCUUAUAACGCGGACAGGGAGGCUUAUAAUGGGGAUGGAGGAGGGGGAGAGGCGGGGAGAGGGGUGGGAGGCGAGUGGGGGAUGAGAGGCAGCAGGGAGUGGGCGUUGAGGUGGUUGUCAGGUGGGGUGGGGGAUGAGGGGCAGCAGGGAGUGGGCAUUGAAGCGGUUGGGAUUCAGGCUGCCAUUUGUACAGAUCUUAUACCAAAGCCUGAGGUGUGGCAACUCAUCCGACCGUUCGAUCAGCAGCUUCGGGGCGAUCGGACGGUCGUGAUUGGUCUGCACGUUCGGUUCGAGGACAGAGCAGUGUGGGGAGAGGGAGGGGAGGGGGCGCCUUUAUCACUCUCAGAGGAGCGAGUGAGGGAGAUGGUGGAAGAGGUUCGACCCACUCUUGAGUGUGCCAAGCGAGUGCAGGAGUGGCACAUCCCCUCCUCCCUCCCUGUCAAGUGGCUACUGCUCUGCAACUCCAUGCAAGUCAAGAAGGCAGGGAGCAGCAGCAGGGGGAUAAUGCUUCUCACCUUACUCUCUCUUUCUCCCUCCCGCCCUUCAACCCCACAGCGAGUGCAGGAGUGGCAUAUCCCCUCCUCCCUCCCUGUCAAGUGGCUACUGCUCUGCAACUCCAUGCAAGUCAAAGAGGCCAUUCACAAGCAAUACCCGGAUAAGGUGGUAACCACCGACUUCACUCCCCGCCACGCCAACAGCAUGAGUGGGGAAGACACCACCAUGCAGCCCUCCCCAUCCACCUCCUCCCUCUCCUCCCCCUCCUCUCCCUCCUCUUCCUCCUCUCCAUUCCUCGAGCUCAUAGCCGAGUGGUUGCUGCUAGCCUCCUCCCAUUUCUUCGUCAUCCCCAACUCGGGUUUCUCCAGCAGCAGGGUCUGCGUUUAUGCCGCCGGAUAA